Molecule: messenger RNA, 1323 nt
Organism: Periconia digitata
Lineage: Eukaryota; Fungi; Ascomycota; Dothideomycetes; Pleosporales; Periconiaceae
Source: the annotation of a GenBank genome assembly
CUCUCACUCUCUCCGGCCGCAAGCCCGCCCACGACACUCAACGGCCGCCAUCGCCUCUUGUUACCGGCCAGUAUGGACCCUCUGCAGCUCGCGAAGACCUUCGUGAAGACGGUGGUGCGCAUGUUCUAUACGACCGAGCACAUCGUCGUGAUUGAUGCUCUACUCUACCAUGGAGCGCUUUCGCUUCCCGACCUUGUCUUGGUCCUUGAUGCUGGCAAGAAUACCAAAGGCGUGGGCAAGUUCUGUGGCAAGCUGAGGGAAGGCGGCCUUGUCUCUGUCUACUCCCGACAGGAAACUCGAGAAGGCGCCAUGAAGUCUAUCAACCGCGAGUAUUACUACAUCGAUUACCGCCAUGCCAUCGACGCCGUCAAGUACAAAAUCCAUAAGAUUGAUGAACGCAUAAAGAAGGACGCAAAACCCACUACGGAGAAGAUGGAAUACGCCUGUAGACGUUGCAAAGCCCAGUGGACAACCAUGGACGUUGUGGAUUUGGUCGACGAUCUUGGUCGCGACAGCGGGUUCUUGUGUAAGAAAUGCGAAUAUCCUCUCACCGAGAUCACAAACGAAGAAGAGGAAGCGGUCGACAACGAUGACACGCCCGCCAAAUUCAACAGACUGUUUGGUCCUUUGCUCACUCUCAUGCAGCAAAUUGAUCACGUCACUAUUCCCGCUGUAGAAGGAAAGGAUGCCCUCGACGCCGCUAUCGAAUUGCCCCGAGAUAAAUUCCUCAAUCCUGGUGCGAGACACGAGGUUGUCGUCGUUCCAGCAUCUAAGCCUACUGCAGUCAAAGGAACCAAUAACACGGUCGAGAAAAUCGAGAUCCAGAUCGCUAGUACCUCUGAGUACAACGAAGCAGCUCGGGCUCAGGAGAAAGCUCGCCAAGAGAAGCUUGCAGCCCAGAAUGCACUGCCCGAGUGGCACACCAAGUCUACGGUUGGAGGCAAGACGAAUAGUACCAAUCCAUCUGCCGCAGCGACGAGCACCAACGGCACGCAGACACCUACCAUUAAAACGGAGACUCCCGAUGCCAAGGCUGGCAACCAACAAAAUCUGGAUGAUGUCUUUGCUGCCCUGGAAGCUGAGCGAAGAAAGAAGGAUGAGGAGGAUGACGACGAGGACGAGGAGGACGAUGAUGAAGAAGAAGAUGAAUUCGAAGACGUCGAUGUCGGCACCUCUAACCCUGAUGCAAAGCGCAUAAAACUGGAAUCUUCGGUAGCGCCAACGCCUUCGAAUGCGGCGACGCCCGCACAAUCUACCGGUGACGGAGGUGACGAGAGCGAUGAGGACGAAUUUGUCGAUGUUUAAUUUUGCAUAGCGAUGGCG